Messenger RNA from Ricinus communis (castor bean), 1954 nucleotides. Its product is annotated as UDP-glucuronate 4-epimerase 6. Bases 214 to 1593 code for a protein of 459 amino acids. The record is from RefSeq and is a predicted model, not a curated record. The transcript has a single exon. NCBI's taxonomy places the organism in Eukaryota, Viridiplantae, Streptophyta, Magnoliopsida, Malpighiales, Euphorbiaceae.
CUUUUAUAAUCUUCCUUCUUCACUCUACAUAGUUUCAGGGCUCAACUUCAAUCCAGAGCUCUAUCUCUCUAUCUCUCUCUCUCUCUCUCUUUCUCUUUCCCUUUGUUUUCCUCUCUUUCCAAACAAUCUCCUUUAACAGAAAUAUCUAUACAUCAAUCUACAAAAAGAAAAAACCACCAUUGUUUUGAUUGAUACAAUACAAUUCCAAAAGCAAUGGCUUCACCACCAGACACAAGCAAAACCAUAAAGUUAGAGAGAUACAACAGUUAUCUUCUUCGCAGAAUGCACACCACAAAGAUCCUAAGUGCUUCUUCUAAGUUACUCUUCCGCUGUACACUUCUUAUAGCCCUUGUUCUUAUUCUAUUCUUCACCAUCAACUAUCCUCCACUCUCGGAUCAUGGCAGCAGUCCCAACAAUAACAAAUUGCAUCAUCGCAGCUUUCUCUCUACUGCUUUCUUCGCCUCUUCCUCAGCCAUAGGUGGCGCCUCUUGGGAAAAACAAGUCCGUCACUCCUCUACUCCUCGCAGACCUAGUGGGCUCUCAGUCUUGGUCACUGGAGCUGCAGGUUUUGUGGGAUCGCACUGCUCACUCGCCUUAAAAAAGCGAGGCGACGGAGUUCUUGGCCUGGACAAUUUUAACAACUACUAUGAUCCCUCACUUAAAAGAGCUAGGCAACAGCUUCUUCUCAAACACCAGGUUUUUAUCGUGGAAGGUGAUAUAAAUGAUGGCCAAUUACUUGCCAAGCUUUUCGAUGUGGUGCCAUUCACUCACAUACUGCAUCUAGCUGCUCAGGCUGGCGUUCGCUACGCUAUCCAAAACCCACAAUCUUAUAUCAGCUCAAACAUUGCUGGUUUCGUUAAUCUUCUUGAAGUUGCCAAAACCGCAAACCCACAACCUGCAAUUGUGUGGGCUUCGUCGAGUUCUGUUUAUGGGCUGAACACUGAAGUACCCUUUUCAGAAAUCGAUAGAACAGAUCAGCCAGCAAGCUUAUACGCAGCUACAAAGAAAGCUGGUGAAGAAAUUGCGCACACUUAUAACCAUAUUUACGGUCUUUCCCUAACUGGGUUACGAUUCUUUACAGUGUACGGUCCAUGGGGAAGACCCGAUAUGGCAUAUUUUUUCUUCACUAAGGAUAUCUUGCAAGGUAAGCAAAUAGAUAUUUAUCAGACACAAGAUCAGAAACAGGUGGCGCGUGACUUCACUUACAUUGAUGAUGUAGUGAAAGGAUGCGUCGGAGCGUUGGACACGGCGGAGAAGAGUACAGGAAGUGGUGGAAAAAAGAAAGGUCCAGCUCAACUGAGGGUGUACAAUCUUGGAAAUACCUCACCAGUUCCUGUAGGGAAACUGGUGUCUAUCUUGGAGAAUCUUUUGAAUACUAAAGCCAAGAAACAUGUCAUCAAGAUGCCAAGAAAUGGGGAUGUGCCUUACACUCAUGCUAAUGUCAGUUUGGCAUACAAAGAUUUUGGAUACAAGCCAACUACAGAUUUGAGUAGUGGAUUGAGGAAGUUUGUUAAGUGGUAUGUUGGGUAUUAUGGCAUUCAGACUAAGGUAAAAACUCAAAAUGAUAUCAACACUGAGCAUCUUGAGGAUUGAUUGAACCUUUCCUUUUUCUUUUCUUUUUAGAUUAAUUUAUAAAAUUCUGCUCUUAUUUUUUUUUUUUUCUUUUGAGUAAUUUGCUGUAAUGGGUUCAAAGUUGUUGCAGCUUUGUUGUUAUUGUUGUUGUUGAUUAUGUAGAAUAUAGAAAUAGAUUUGAUACAGAAGAAGAAGAGAUAAAGAUGUGAAUUCAAGAAAUUGAAGAAGAAGAAGGGGAAAGUUGUAGAUCUGUGAAGUUUGAGUUGUAAUAAUUCUGGUGGGGUCUGCUAGAAAGGAUGUAGAUCUCAACCAUUAAAAUUCAUAUUUAAAGAAAAAAAAAAACUUGUGAUUGAACAACAAUGAUGACAUCAAGAUUCUUGUG